GUUCGUACGUGGCUCAGGACACUUUGCAACUUCGUAAAGAUAUCUUUUGUAACCAAGAAUGCCUGGACGUACAUUCACAUUGUUUGUCGUGAGUGGAGAAAAUAGAACAUGCACUAUUGAAAUUGACGAGGAUGCUAACAUUCAGGAAUUACGUCGGAAAGUCACCGAGAAAAUGGCCGAGAGCGGUUCUUCAGCCGCCGGAGAAGAUGACCUGCGUAUCCAUUUUGCAGGUAAGGAUCUACGGUCGGAGAGUCCCAGCAGGCAACCGCUGACUUUAAAAGACUACAACCUACACAAUGAAGCCACUAUGUAUGUCGUAAUGCGGCUUCCUGGUGGUUCUGACGAUCCAUCGCCGAUAGUGCAGCCAAAAAUGUAUGACUCCGAGGUUCAGCUCACCGACAAACCGGAUAUGUUUACACUGGAUGACGAGGAAGGGGGGCAGCGGGCUGAAAUGCCUUGUGGGCACGUUAUAAGUCCCGAAUCUUUAACGGCCUACUGUAGAAGUCUUCUUACUGCCGGGAAGUAUGAAUUUUUUUGCCCGUAUAAAGCAAAACCGGAGGACCCAUACUGCAACGAAUUGUGGGAAUUGUUCACAGUCAAAAGGUUGGCCGUACUGACACCUGAAGAAAUUAAAGCAUUCGAGAAGAAGAUGGCUGAAAAUUAUCUCCGAAAAGCUGUUGGUAUCCAGAGUUGUCCUCGUUGUAAACUAUUCUGCGAACGCAAAAGCAAAACCGACCAAAGGGUCCGAUGUUUGGUUUGUAAGACAGAGGCAGGUGGCCGGUACGAAUUUUGCUGGUUCUGUCUUAAAACGUGGCUUACCAAUGAAUUUAAGAAUUGUGGGAAUUCUGGCUGUACAGGUGAAGAUCCUAGGCUUCGGGUGAUAAAGAAUUGCCCGAAGAAAAAAGUUGUGGGUGUGGAGUGUCCAGCCAUACGCGCAUGUCCUACAUGUGGUCUACUUAUCGAACACAAAGAAGCAUGUAAGCAAAUGACGUGUACAUGUGGACAGAAGUUUUGUUUUAUAUGCUUGAAGAAGGCCAACGGCGACGGAAUAUACCAGUGCGGCGUUUGGAACUUCAAGUGCGAGGUUGCUCCAGUGCAAACAUCUUUAUCGGGAAACUAAAGAGUAAAAUGGAUGAUAAGAUAAAAUGGAUGACUUUUCCUUUCUUUAAUGAUAAUCAGUAUUCUUAUAUAAGGUGACGAUAUUCCAGUUUGAUCAUUCAGAACAUAUCAUAAUAUGAUAACUAUUGUUGACUUUCCAGCUUCAACACCUGCUAAAGGCAGAUCACUACCAGUAGACCACAAGUAGUCCAAAUAUAAAUAGUGCUAAUCUUUCUUCCUUUCCUCGCGCCCUUUCUCAAUAGCAUCAUGUUUUCUUUUACCCUACCGCGUUUCAGUAUGUGUUACUUAGCAUUCUACCGAAAUCGGCAUGUUCUUAUCACAUGCUACGUAAAACUGGCGGCGUAAGAAUCUAAUGUUUUGAAAUGAGAAAUUAAAAGAAGCGAAAAGGAGUAAAUUUAGCGGGUUUUAUUUAAUGAACUGUAGUUUUCUUAUAUAAAGUUAACACCCCCUUUUCGUUUUGUUUUUCUAAAGUAGCGAUAUAGUUCUUUAUGGGAAUAUAAGUCUUUGAAAAUCUGAUAUGCUAGAAAAUGUCGAAAAACCGUUUCAAAUUGAGUGGAUUUUAUACAAAUAAAGAACUGCCGGAUUUAGUGUUCAGCUUUCAAUACCUGUGUAAUAUUUCAGACUGGCUGUCGACGGAAUUUCCACAUGAAAGCCAUUUAUAGUGCUCGACACAUAUGUUUAUUAUUAUAUCGUCGUAAUUAUUUUGAUGUUUGAAAACAAUAUAUAGACAACUAAAACACAGUAUUAUGUACAAUGUUUUAGCUUUAUUUAUGCGUUAGAACAUUUAAUAGCCUUUUAAUUAAAUACAUUCCAUUUAUGACACAAGUUACACAUUUGUUUUAAAUGUUAAUUACUAUUUGUAAUAACAAUGAACACUAUUCGUUAUUAAAGAUACACAUCCAAACAAAGA
Messenger RNA from Mercenaria mercenaria, 2029 nucleotides. RefSeq lists its product as uncharacterized. NCBI's taxonomy places the organism in Eukaryota, Metazoa, Mollusca, Bivalvia, Venerida, Veneridae. Gene Ontology annotation, biological process: regulation of apoptotic process; regulation of cellular response to oxidative stress; ubiquitin-dependent protein catabolic process. Gene Ontology annotation, molecular function: ubiquitin conjugating enzyme binding; ubiquitin protein ligase activity. Gene Ontology annotation, cellular component: endoplasmic reticulum; Golgi apparatus; cytosol. The record is from RefSeq and is a predicted model, not a curated record. The coding region runs from base 59 to 1120 and encodes 353 amino acids. The transcript is spliced from 5 exons.